UGCUCCCAUUUCAGAACGGACUCAUACGCAUUGGCGCCAUGAAGACAGUGCGCGGCGUGGCACGGGUGGCAGCGAAGUCCCCCUCAGCGCGUCGCCUGGUGGUUAGUGUGCUGCUGUGCUCCGGCGCAGUGCUGUAUGCCAUGCGGAGAUCUGGCACUCUCUGGGUGCUCGCGCUGUUACUGGGCAUCUCCUUGGAAGAGAUCUACUUGAUGCGCGACUGGAUGGUGGACAUGGUGGCGCGGAGGUUGGGCUGUCCUGAUGUGGUGUUUCGCCGGCCCCUGCAGCAGCCCCUGGCUGCCUUGACCAUCGAUGAUGUGCCGCAGCUGGACAGACCAUCCGUGUUGGAGGACAUCCUGGAUGUGCUCAAGGAGCACAAGGUGCGUGCCACACUGAUGGUGAUGUCCGGCUUCGACCUGCCCAAGGACCAGGGGGGGCCCGAUCCUGCGGUGCGGCAACGGUACAAGGCGCUGCUGAGCCGUGCGGUGUCGGAGGGCCAUGAGCUGGGGAACCAUCUCCAGUUCGACCGGCCAGCAAUCGCCAUGCCCCCGGAGGAGUUUGAGCAGGCCUUUGAUCACUGCGACCGCUUGAUCGCUCAGCUGUCCGGAGACGCUUGGACCAAGAGCGGCAGCCGCUGGUUCCGCCCGGCGUCGGCGAUCUGGAACAGGCACAUCCUCUCCUGGGCCAAAGCGAAGGGCUACACCACGGCCAUGGCGAGCUGCUACCCGCACGACGUGGCUUCGGUGACACGCUUCGUCAAUGCGGCAUACCUCAGGUGGCGCGUGCGUCCUGGGGCCAUCAUCGUGAUCCAUGACCGGUGGCACACCGCGGAGACCUUGCGGAGGGCGCUGCCGUCCAUCCUGACGUCAGGCAUGCGCCUGGGCACUUUGUCGGAGCUUCAGGAGGUCUACGAGCAAGAAACAACCGGCAAGGAGAAGUGAGCCUAGGUCCCCCAGCUAGGUGCCCGACCUCUCACCAACUUCCUUUUUUGGUUGGGAGGGUUCCCCUACUGAAAUAGACU
This is a messenger RNA of Effrenium voratum, 1018 nucleotides long. Lineage: Eukaryota; Dinophyceae; Suessiales; Symbiodiniaceae. The record is from the annotation of a GenBank genome assembly.